ACACCUCGGGAGCCUGGCAGCGCACGCAGCGGCUCCGCCAGGCGCAGCUGAGUGCCGCCUGCAAGAGGCACGGGCUCUGGCAGGCCAGCAGCCUCCCCUUGCCCAAGCCAGUAGCGCGGCAGCUGCUAGUGGAGCCCAACCACCGCUUGCUGUUCUGUGAGGUGCCUAAGGCGGGUUGUUCCAACUGGAGGAGGGUGCUGCUGCUGCUCUCCCUCAACCUGAGCCGCUGGGAUCCGGCCGAGGUGCAGUCGGACAAGCUGCACCGCACGCGCCUCCUACAGCGCCUCAGCUCCUUCCAGCGCCGCGACUGCGACCUCGUGCUGAACCACUAUACCCCUGUGCUGGUCACUCGGCACCCGCUGGAGCGCCUCGUCUCUGCCUACCGAGACAAAUUCCUGCACUCGGAGCCCUACUACUUGCACCUGGCCGCCAGCAUGCGCACCGCUAUCCGCGGGUCCAGUGCGUCCCGGGCCCAGCAGAACCAGCGCAACCUCACCUUCGCCGAGUUCGUGACUUUCGUUCUGAGGCAAUCGCCGGCCACGUUGGACGUGCACUGGAAGCCUAUUGAGCUACUAUGCUCUCCGUGCCGCGUGCGCUACACCGUGCUCAUCCGCCACGAGAGCCUAAGCUUGGAGGCGGCGCACGCGCUCAGCUUCCUGGGAAUCCGGGGCCCGGGACUCUUCCCCUCCAGCAAGGUGUACCAGAGCGAGAGUCGCACGGGCCCCCAGCUCACCCGCCACUACCUCCAGCAGCUCAGCCCCGAGCAGCUGAGUGGCCUCUACAGUCUCUACUUCCUAGAUUUCACUCUUUUUGGGUACCAUCCGCUGAACCCCUGA
Gracilinanus agilis (Agile Gracile Mouse Opossum) is the source of this 836-nucleotide messenger RNA. RefSeq names its product carbohydrate sulfotransferase 8-like. The record is from RefSeq and is a predicted model, not a curated record. Gene Ontology annotation, biological process: proteoglycan biosynthetic process; carbohydrate biosynthetic process. The transcript has a single exon. Gene Ontology annotation, cellular component: membrane. Lineage: Eukaryota; Metazoa; Chordata; Mammalia; Didelphimorphia; Didelphidae. The annotation marks the transcript as partial. Gene Ontology annotation, molecular function: sulfotransferase activity.